AUGGCCAAGGUUGCCCUUAUCACCGGCGGCACCAGCGGAAUCGGCCUCACAGUCGCCAAGCACCUAAGCCAGACCGGCAACUGGCAGGUCAACGUUAUCGGCAGCAACGAAGAGCGAGGCCAAGAAGCAGCAGCCUCCCUCUCCAAUGUCACAUUCUACCAAGCCGACGUGCGCAAUUACCAACAACUAGCCACUGUAUUCGAUCAGGUCUUCAAUGCCAAUGGUCGAAUAGACUUUGUCUUCGCGAACGCCGGAAGAGCAGACAACACCGAUUUCUUCGCUAAGUCUGAGACUGGCAUCCCGCCCGAGCCGGGUUCCGAACUUAUCGAUAUCAACGUGAACGGCGCUCUAUAUACCAGUUAUCUUGCGAUGCAUUAUUUUCGUCGCUCUCCGGAGGCAACGAAGGGGUAUAGGAAUUUGAUACUCACGUCCAGUAUUGGGGGACUAUACCCAUGCAUGCUAACCCCUGUGUACUCUAGUACUAAACAUGCGCUUAUUGGAUUCACUCGCUCUGUUGGAGAGCGCCUUUGGGAAGAAGGAAUCCGGGUCAAUGCUCUGUGUCCCGGGGUGGUGGAAACGCCCCUUCUCGCCAUUGAGGAGUUUCAGGCGAUCUUCCCUCGCGAAAUAUUCAUUCCUAUGGAUGUUGUAACUGGCGUAAUAUUGCAGCUAUUGUCUGGGGAGGACAUGGUAGAUGCCAAGGGGAUGCGUGUCGCUGGUGAUGAGAUGCAUUCCCGAGCUCUUCACGUUUCAGGGAAGAGCUUCUUUUUCAUCGAAAAGCCAGAGAUCCAUGACGAGCAGACUCGGAUAACAUGGGCUGCAAUGAUGGGACAUAAAUAA
This is a messenger RNA of Penicillium mononematosum, 837 nucleotides long. RefSeq lists its product as uncharacterized. Lineage: Eukaryota; Fungi; Ascomycota; Eurotiomycetes; Eurotiales; Aspergillaceae. Gene Ontology annotation, molecular function: oxidoreductase activity, acting on the CH-OH group of donors, NAD or NADP as acceptor. The record is from RefSeq and is a predicted model, not a curated record. The coding region runs from base 1 to 837 and encodes 278 amino acids. The transcript has 3 exons. Gene Ontology annotation, cellular component: cytoplasm.